This is a messenger RNA of Ectocarpus siliculosus, 3589 nucleotides long. NCBI's taxonomy places the organism in Eukaryota, Phaeophyceae, Ectocarpales, Ectocarpaceae. The record is from the annotation of a GenBank genome assembly.
AUGUCGAUGGUUUCCGACAUCAUGGCGAUGUUGAGCCGGGUGUCGUGGACCGCGCGCGUGGAAGAGGCCGCCCAGAAGACCAAGCGGGAGCUGUCCGAGCUUCAGUCGCUGAUUACUGCGGAGAAGGCCUUGGUUGAGGAACGGCGCAGUGCAAAUUGGCUAGACUAUCAACCCCACGCCUUCCACGCGGCUCUGGUGAUACUAGCGGCGUUCGGGAAGCGCCCGGAGUUCGAGCUUCUGUUGGCGGUGGCGCCGAGGGAGCUCCGGCUCUCGGAGUCCACCGGGCGGCCCUUGACCUACGACGAACACGCGGACACCUGCUCGCACGCCGUCUGUCGGAGACACGCCAAGGUUAUCGUGGAGAUGAGCAAGGGACUGGCGAGGGAAGAAGCCACGGUGGGGACGGCGGUGGACGCGGGCGAGGAGGGGGAGGAGGAAGAAGAAGAAGAGGGCGGUCGUCGCCGCUCGUUUUCUUCCGGAGAGGUUGGAUCCACCGCGGCGGUUACGGCCGACUCCGGAGAAGGCGGCGACGACAAUCACCCGAUGACGACGACGACGACGACGACGACACGAGGAGAGAGAAAGUCGGCGGCGGCCACCGCCGGAGCAGCUCCACCGAUGACACGGGCACCGCAGGGCGAGAGAAGCUCGGCCCUUGUUUUGCGGUCGCCGCCUCCCUCCCCGCCGGAGGAUCACCUUUCUUCUCCGCAAGACUGUCGCAUGCCGGACGCGGGGCCUGCUUCGGCGGCGCCGGUCGCCGCCGUCAUGCCCGCGGGUCGACCAGGUCUCGCCGAGCAGCAGCAGCACCCCUUUGCCGCCGUUUUGCCGGGGAGUGCGGCGGCGGGACCCCAGGAGGCAGAAGGAGCGGCGGCAGCGGCGGCGGCGGCGGAGGCGGGAGAGCGGCGGUGGGCGCAGGAGUACCUCCCUUGUUGGCCGACGCUACCACCGACCUCGGGGGGGGGGCUGUCCCCCAACGGCGCCGGUGGUGCGGCAACGAUGAUCGGUUCUCGUAACCCCGCGGUGCCCGCCUGCCAAGCAGAUGAUGGCGUAGCACCGCUUAGGGGGGGGGGCACCGGCGACCAGAACCCGCCGCCGUCAUCGUCGUCGCCGCUCCAAGUCCCGUCGUUCGGGCACCGCCAGGACAUGCGCCUGGGGGUGUUGUCCGCCGCGGCGACGGCUAUUACGGCCCCGGCCGCUCGCGGUGCGGCGGAGGUCAGGCGUGGUGGGGACCGAAGCGCUGGCGGCGCCAGCGCCAGCAGCCGCCUGCCCGUUGGAAGUAGGCCGAGCCAAGAGCAGUGUGGUGCCACGACUUCGACGUACAGCUUGUCCGCGUCCGGAGACGACCUGGGGUUGGUGGGAUUGGCGGCGGCGCGCCACGGGCAUGGCGACCCCGCCGCGCUCCAGGCUACCCUCGGGAACAGCAGCAGCAGCAGCAGCAGCAGCACCCCGCCUCAGGCUCCCGUAUUCUACGGCCCCCACCGUGCACAGCAGCAACUCGGCAUGCCCACGCCCGUUGCCGCGUCGCCUCAGCACGAGGCCGCGGCGCUGGCGAUGGCCAUGCAACAACAGCAGGUGUCGCCGGUGAGGGUCGCGGUCCCCGGAGGCGUCCGAGCAAUGCAGGCGGUCGCGCCCGCCGCUGGCACGCUCACGUCGCGACUCUGGGGCAUGCCGCCGCAGCAGCAGCAGCAGCCGGGGGCUCAAGCCAGCGGCAGCCCGUCCGCCCCCGCCAGCGGCGGCCAGUUUGUUCCCUCGCUUCCCGUCAGCGCGCUGGGAGCGCCCCGUCCUUGCGGCAGCGUAGGACUUGGUGCGCCCCCGUGGCAGUGGCAAGUCGGCGGCGGCGGCGGCGGCGGCGGCGGGGCCCCUUCGGCUGGCGAGCCGCGCCCUCCGCCCGCCGCUCCUCCCUCCGCGGCAUCAAGCGACCUGCAGCUCAUGAGCAACGAGAUGCUUCUCGAAGACGACGCCACCCCUGACAUGUCCCAGCGGUGUGCGCGACAAGGGUCACCGGCGGCGGCGGCUGCGGCGGCGGCAGCGGUGGCGGGUCCAGCCGUUGGAUUGGAGGCGCCUCCGGCGCCGCCCUUGCCGUUGCCGCGUGAGGGGCGGGCGGCGGCAACGACCGGCGGCCCGUCGGGGAUGACCGCGGGCGAGGCUUCUGCCGCCGCGAUCGCUCUGGCGACCCUCUCUGGUGGCCCUGCCACCCUCUCUAAGACUCCGAGCGCCGCCGCGGCGGCGGCGGUGGCUGUAGGCAGAGGCGCUACUGCGGCGGAAGGGGGGUGGUUUGUGGGGGAGGUCGGCGGCCGGGAAAGGAGAUCGUACGAGGAAGAAAUGAUUGCCUUGUGGGAGCUCAUAGCGACGGGUGACUCAGAGUAGUAAGAUGUUGGUCUUGUUCGUGGACAACAACACCGUGUUUGUGUUUCUCAGAAAUUGAGAGCGUUUGUUGACGUUAGAGCGCGUUUGCAGGAGGCGGCGUGAUCUUUGCGAUUUCAUGGCUCGCGUACGCGUAGUCUGAUGAGAUAUGUAUGUGCGCCGCGCGUGUGCGUCGCCUGGUAGGGGGGGUUAAUUUGGUGGGUGGGGCGAAAUACCAGAUUGAAAACACUUGUGCUUUUAAAACAUUUUUGCUGUGCGUGAGAGCUAUCACCGUUGUAUGUUUUUGUUUGGCGGGAGGGAUGAGUGCUAGUUUUUGCUUGUUUGUGGUGCUCUCCAUCCCGGGAUCGUACGUAUAAGCUGAUGCCAGCGGUUGACUUGUUUUUUCCCCUAUCUUUUCAGCCUGGGUUUGUCUGUAUGUGCUAAACAGGCGAGAUAUGCGCUUACCUUUGCCGAGGGGAACAGAGAGUCCGGGUGUGGCAAAGUAAGGCACCCGAAGUGCAUACAUACGUUGGUACCGCAAUGCGGCGUUUGGCUUGAUCGGGCUACUCAUCGGGGUAAUGCCAAGGCGCACGCAAACUGCUUGUGUGCUACCUGACGGCCGUUCUUUGCUGGUGCUGCGGUCUCCACAAAGAUGUGGUACCAAGCAUGGGGAGAAAUUUUGGGGCAGGUAUUUGUUCCAGGUUGUGACUGUAGAUGUUUUAAGCGACGACUGGCACGUCGGGCUGUUGUAGACGCCGGUGAUUUUUUUUGCAUGUCUGGUGACAACAAACUACCUACCAACGCCGGCAAUAGAUAGAUGCAAAAAAACGAAAAACGUCGAUUGCUGCGACUACAUCUGCUACUGUUUCCGAUUAGGCGGCAGUCGUUGGGUGUCGAAGACCCGACGCACGUUGCCGUAUUUCAUACCACACAAUUGCAUCAUCCGAGCCUUGCUCGGGUUGCAGUAUUUUUGUGUCCCUUUUGUAGAGCUUGUAGAUGAUCCCAAUUUGCGCUAGGUUUGUGUAUGCCGUAUCGGUUCAGGUACUAUGGAGUGCGAGGAUAGCUUCCUCGGGUUUAAUAUAUAUUUUUGGUGGUACUCCUUGUUAGGAUUUGUGAGAAACUCAGCUCACGAGUGAGUGGAGCAGCACUGAGCUCUCCUGUUCUUUUUGCUGUUCGUUCUGUCAGGCCUUGUCGUCUCCCUCCUCUGCUUGUUCUCUGUAGAUUCCCUAGUUCAUUGCGAGUGUUU